AUGGAUGUUGUAUCACCCCUAAGCGAUAACCCUCCGUCGCCGAGAGAUGAGAUCUCUGUGAUACCAGAAGAUGACGUCUCACCAUCAAAUUACUCGGAAAGCCAGGCAGCCGACAUCCCCACGCCGGGCAUGAACACAGACAGGCGCGUCUCAUCAACAGGCAAACGUGUCUCGACAAAAAUGAACGCACAGCCGUUUGUUAAAUGCUCAAUGCGAGCCCUCUACUACUCCCUCGCACCGGAAACGGACACGUCAAUGAUGGAACCGAUACCCAACGGUCCGGCCAGCCCCAAACCACGCCGCUUCAGCAACCCAGGCACAGAGCUCGUCCUGGACCCGAACUUCCCAACGCCCCAGCCAUCGCCCCAGGAGUACCUUCUCAAAGUGCAGACUGCGGCAUUCUGCCAAGACGAGAUGCGUCUGUCCGCAGCGCUAAACCCACCGAAAACCACGCCACAGAUCCCGCUGCACAGUAUCUGCGGCACGGUGAUCUGCAGCCCGACGCAAGACAAUGACCGGCCUGAAGGAUCGAAAUUCAAGAUCGGUGAUGCUGUCUGGGGCGUGACGAGCUAUACCCGCGAUGGUGGCGCGGCUGAUUAUGCCGUGGCCACAGAGGGAGAGCUUGCGCCGAAGCCCGGUAAUAUCGGUGCCCAGGAGGCCGCGGCGUUGGCAUUGCCUGGGUUGACGGCGUGGCAGGCGCUGUUUCGAUAUGCGGGAAUUGAGCCCAGUACAUCGGUGAAUGGCAAUGAUAACGGGAAAGAAAGUGCGAACGCGAAAGCGAAUGGGAUUAGGAAUGGCCAUCAUAAAGGCAGCAUUGGGAGCGGCAAGAGCAGCAUUAAAAGCGGUCGUAAAAGCGACAAUGGCGAUGGCCACGGACAAAGCCUAUUCAGGAAAAGCAUUUUCGGAGGGAAUGCUAAGAGUGACGAUGCUCAUAUCAACGGAAACGCGAAUGGGAGCGACUAUGAAAAGAAAAACGGCACUGGUAACGGCAACGGACAUAAUUGGCUGAGGAAAAGCAUGGACGGAAUCAAUACCGGAAUUGCAAAUGGACAAGCCUGGCUCAUGAAAAAUGCCAACAGUGUUUCAAGCGGAGGCGGAAAUGGACAUGAGAAUGGAGCCGGCAACGAAUAUGGCUACGGUGCCCGCCGCCGUAGUUGGCGAAGAGGGAGCGGUCUGUGGAGGAGGAGACGGGGAUCGCAGCAGCAGCUACGUGUAUUGAUCACUAACGCACGGGGCAGCGAAGUUGGUCGAAUUGCUGUGCAGCUUCUUCGCGCAGAAAAGCUCUUCCCGUUCCCCGAGCGGCCGUGGAUCUGCGUGACCUGCACACCAACUGAAGGGGAUAUCGUCCGCGGAGGCUGGGACGUGGACGAGGUCAUCGUCCUCCCGAAUAUCCCAGCAGCCAAUGAGUGCGACUUCGGAAAUAUAUUCCGAGCCCGCAGGUGGGAUCCUGUCGAUGUUGUCCUGGAUUGCUUUGGAGGAGUUGUCUUUCAACAGACCCAUUCACCGGCUGUUGUGAGGGACUCGGGCGCUGUAUUGACAGCAGUUGAUCCCUGGCCGGCGCAGGAGGCAGCUAUUGCCGAUCCACUGGACUCCCUCGGCCGAAGGAAGCGUGGUCUGAAGACCAUGUUUGUCCCCGUAAGUCCUGAUGCUGCAGCGCUGGAGCGCAUUGUGGAGCUAGUAGAGAGCAAUAUGGUCCGAGGCAGGCCGGAGCAGGUUACCGACCUCAUGCAUGCGGACACGUUGUUGAAGGAUCAUGCUCUGGGUGCUGGUGCUGCUCGACGGGGGUUGAUGAUGGUUGUUCGUGUCAAUUGA
Molecule: messenger RNA, 1812 nt
Organism: Penicillium canariense
Lineage: Eukaryota; Fungi; Ascomycota; Eurotiomycetes; Eurotiales; Aspergillaceae
Exons: 1
Coding region: 1-1812 (603 amino acids)
Source: RefSeq, a predicted model, not a curated record